Messenger RNA from Fulvia fulva, 750 nucleotides. RefSeq lists its product as uncharacterized. The transcript is spliced from 2 exons. The record is from RefSeq and is a predicted model, not a curated record. Bases 1 to 750 code for a protein of 249 amino acids. Lineage: Eukaryota; Fungi; Ascomycota; Dothideomycetes; Mycosphaerellales; Mycosphaerellaceae.
AUGCCUCCCAUAAAGCUCCAUAUCGACGAUCCGAUAACCCCCAAGAAAGCAGACGGCGUGACACCCAAGACGUCUGACGCUACGGCGCCACCAUCAGCUAUCAAUGCAACCACUACACAAGGACAGUCGCCAUACCCCGCAGCGCAACCCGGCGCUGCAGCAGUGCCAGCUCCCACCCCGUACGCACCGCAAGCUGGCCCGCAAGGGACACCUACGAGAACAACGCAGUCUUCGAACAAUUAUGCCCCACCACCGCCGCAGCCUGGCGCCGUGCCUGCCCCUUUCGGACAACAGGCGCCUGUAACCGCGAGCCCACUGCCUCCUCCACCGAAAGCUGGCGAGUCAGCUUCUGUGACCACGAUGCCAGCACAGAUGGGCGUACCACCCCCACAGCAGAACUACACACCUACACAUAGCACCUCGACCUACAGCCCUCAAGAAAGAGCAGGUGGACCUACCACAAUCAACUUUGGCGCCGUACCAGCGCCCACUCAGACCAGCGUGGGAUCUCAUCCUCCUGGCUAUCAUCAGAAUCUCAACGCGCAAGAGAUGAGCUCAGCGCAGCGAGCGAGCCUGGACGCUGAAGAAAGAAGAGGUAGCUAUGCUCCGAACUUGGGCCUCGGCGGAGAUAGCUCGAACGACUUUUCGGCGGGUAGUGUGUGGAACACGAUGAAAUCGUAUGCUACGUUCGCCGGCAACAAGCUAGCAGAGACGGAGAAGGAGGUAUGGAAGAGAAUCAACAAGGACUAA